AUGGCCACGACGUCUCAGGACAAGAGCACGCGCACCAUUCACAGUGCUGCGUGUUUGAUUAUUGGAGACGAAGUUUUGGGCGGAAAGACGGACCUCUUGGGGCUAAUUGGGGACCAGAGCUUGAAACGCGUGGAAGUCAUUGAAGACGAUGAGGGCGAAAUCAUGGAAGCGGUCCGCCGCAUGAGUGAUCGCUAUGAUUUUGUCGUCACCAGCGGCGGUAUUGGACCAACACACGAUGACAUCACAUACCAAUCCAUUGCCAAGGCGUUUGACUUGCCAUUGAAGCUGCAUGACGAAGCGUUUCAGAAAAUGAAAGUGCUUUCCAGACCCGACACACUCACGCCAAAUUUUGAUUGGGCAACCGACUCUCCAGCGCUGCAGGCCAAAUUACGAAUGGUCAGGCUGCCGACAGACGAGAGCCGAGACUUGAAGAGCCAGUUCCUCUUUGUGUCGGACAACCUGUGGGUUCCUAUUUCGGUUGUGAAUGGGAACAUCCAUAUAUUGCCUGGUGUUCCCUCCCUGUUUCAGGCGUUGCUCGACGGAAUGAAACCAUUUAUACUCCCCAGACUGGUAGAUCCUGAAGGCAAGGGAACCUGCCGAAUCUUGAUUUCUACGCCAAUGCCGGAAAGCGCCGUGGCGGCCUAUCUUACAGAACUGGCGGCCAGGGUUGAAGCCAAAGGUGUCAAAGUUGGAAGCUAUCCUAGGUGGGGCAAGAAGCGCAACACCGUCACGCUUGUCGGCAGGGAUCAAGCAUUCCUCGAAAGUUUAGUUGCCGAGGUUGAGGAGAAUGUGCAGGGGCGUCGUGUUAGUCAAGAGGAUGAAGCAGAUGAUCUUUAA
Messenger RNA from Metarhizium brunneum ARSEF 3297, 837 nucleotides. The record is from RefSeq and is a predicted model, not a curated record. Lineage: Eukaryota; Fungi; Ascomycota; Sordariomycetes; Hypocreales; Clavicipitaceae.